AUGGAAGAGUAUACUUCAGCAUUUAUAAAAGUCCCAAUCAAGAAAGUUUCAGUAGAUGUCUAUGAGGUUGAAGCCAUGUCGAUUCUGUCGACCAGUACGAUACAGUCGAGUUCAUCAGAGAUGUCUAAAUUACCACAAAAUACCAGAAGAACAAAGCCAGAAGAGCUUUGUUUAGCAAAAAGAGCCUCAACCGAUAGAGACUCUGCUCAACAAGGAUUUCUAUUGGGUAUAUUGAUGUGUUAUGACUUCACCAUUAAAAUUAGAAGACUCUAUAAGAAAGGGCACAAGACUCAUCAACUCUUUGUUAUAGAGUCUAUAUCUAAAAAUGGGACAGUUUAUUUCAAAGCACCCACCACUGAUAAUAAAAGUGGUGAUAAGAAACUAAUGCGUCGUAACUUAGAUGCUAUGACAAAUAACAGUCUCUUAAACAUCGUUCAAUAUGAGUGUGCUACUAAACUCGACUUAAAACGAGGAAAAAGAAGCAAUUUAUGCACUGAGAUGAAAAGGAUCCAAGCCAUUCAAUUUCACAAUGAUUUAUUUAAAGCACAAGACAUUUUAAGACAUGGGCUUUUUAUUAACGAGUCAAUACUUAAUAAAAUGACUCCAGAAGGCUGUGAAUUAACUUCAAAUGACAAACCAUACCUUACUAGUUGUCUUUAUUAA
Messenger RNA from Entamoeba invadens IP1, 663 nucleotides. RefSeq lists its product as hypothetical. The record is from RefSeq and is a predicted model, not a curated record. The transcript has a single exon. Bases 1 to 663 code for a protein of 220 amino acids. Lineage: Eukaryota; Evosea; Mastigamoebida; Endamoebidae.